Parasteatoda tepidariorum (common house spider) is the source of this 8500-nucleotide messenger RNA. Lineage: Eukaryota; Metazoa; Arthropoda; Arachnida; Araneae; Theridiidae. The record is from RefSeq and is a predicted model, not a curated record.
UGCAGCUUUUGGAUGACUGUCACCAGGACCCUAAAGAAUAUUUUUCUUUUAUCAAGGGUUAAAAUAAGUAAAUAAAUAAAACUCUCUAUUAUGUCUUUGAUUCUUCGGACAAUCACUAGUACAUGGAUGGACAUGGGAAUACUGCCAAUGCAAGGACGAAUCAGAUACUACCAGAAAGUACCAGAGAUGAGAUGAAAAUUCUUCGGGACUCCGUCGGUGCACCAGCACGUAGAUCAGUCAAGUUGUUAUUGUAGGAAGUGGUACGGAAAAAAUUAAAAUCAAGCGCCCCAUUGCCAUAAAAUUAUUGAUGCUAACGAAUAGUUUUCCAACUAUCGCAAAUCUGUGAGGGUCUUUGGACCCUCAUUAAAAUCCCUUUUUUUUCGGAGGGAUGUAAAACGGAGAAAAAUCCCCAAACGAUCGUCAAGGAAUUCGAAUCUCGGUCUUAGAACAAUUUGUGAUAUGUUUUGGUCUGGCUAAAACAAGAUGGCGGACCCCAGGCAAUAAGACAUAAUUUGGAAUUUCAGCCCAAUUCUGACGUUCCCCUUUCCCUAUUUUGGAUUUAGAAAUAUAGUUCUUCUAAGUGUAGUUUAUUCACCAUAUACCUCCGUUGGGUAGUUUCUCAUCCAACCAAUUCUAAAGAACGAUCAUGAGAUGGAUAACGUUGACUUGUAUAUAAAAUCGUAGGAAUACUAGUUUUGUUUUAUUUUUGUUUUUGUUUUCUCACUUUUUCCACAAGUUUCUCCAUCCUGCCUCUUCUAUCCGAUCCAUGUUAUAAAUUGGUGUAAUCGAAAAAAAUAUCAGCCCCCAAUUUAAAAUUUAUUUAUUUGUAUUUCUAUUCGAGAAGGAAUGUACAGAUAUGGUGACUGCUCUUUUCCGAAGGAGAUAAGAUCUCCAAAUCUUCGAAGACAUCAACAUGAUUGAGAUUUGACAGUCUGUCACAGCUGAGGAGGCGGCGGUGAUCGCUCGGUGAUGUCUUCCGGCGACGAGCAGUCGGAUGAGGAGACGGUGCCUCUAUUCCGUCCCUUUACGAAGGAAUCACUGGCUGCCAUCGAGGCUCGGAUAGCGGAGGCCAACGCCCGCAAAGCUGAAAGAGAGCGCCUGAAGGCCGAGGGUGAGAUCGGGCCGGACGGGGUACCUGAGCACUAUUCCAUUCCUCAUCACGAAGAAAGGCUAGAGCCCGAUCCCGCACUCGAGGUGGGAAUGCCCCUUCCUCGGGCGCUCGCGCCGGACUUCCCUCCAGAGCUCAUCGCCACGCCCAUCGAAGAUCUAGACAAGUUUUAUGAGAACGAAAGAACAUUUAUGAUUAUUAGCAAAGGAAAAGACGUCUUUCGAUUCAGCGCUACUAAGAGUAUGUGGAUUCUUACUCCAUUCAACCCUUUGCGCCGCAUUGCCAUCUACAUUCUUGUUCAUCCUGCCUUCAGCUUUUUUGUCAUUGUUACUAUUCUUGUAAAUUGUGUGCUCAUGACAAUGCCUAGCAAUGAUACAAUUGAAAGUUCUGAAACAAUAUUUACAUCAAUAUAUACAGUUGAAUCAUGCAUCAAAGUGGUAGCUAGGGGAUUUAUUCUCGAGAAGUUCACAUAUCUUCGUGAUCCGUGGAAUUGGUUGGAUUUUAUAGUUAUUGCCUUAGCAUAUGUUACUAUGGGUGUAGAUUUAGGAAAUUUGAGUGCAUUAAGAACUUUUCGUGUACUCAGAGCCUUAAAAACUGUAGCUAUAAUUCCAGGUCUCAAAACCAUUGUAGGAGCUGUUAUAGAAUCUGUAAAAAAUUUGAAGGAUGUGAUCAUUUUAACCUUAUUUUCUCUAUCAGUAUUUGCCUUAUUAGGUUUACAGAUUUAUAUGGGAGUUUUGACUCAAAAAUGUGUUCGUAACCCAGAUCCUAGUGAAAAUAUAACGUGGGAAUUAUAUAAAUCAAAUUAUUCAAAAGAAGAAGAAAAUUGGUUGAAGGAAAAUGAUAACUUUAUUUUGUGUGGAAAUUCCUCUGGAGCAAGGCAGUGUCCCCCAAAUUCAACUUGUGUUCAAGGUGUUGGCCCAAAUCCUAAUCAUGGGUACACUACAUUUGAUAGUUUUCCAUGGGCUUUUCUAAGUGCUUUUCGAUUAAUGACGCAAGAUUUUUGGGAGAGUUUGUAUCAAAUGGUGCUAAAAACGGCAGGCCCGUGGCAUAUGUGUUUCUUUGUUGUAAUAAUAUUUUUGGGUUCCUUCUACUUAGUAAAUCUAAUUUUAGCUAUUGUAGCUAUGUCUUACGAUGAGUUACAAAAGAAAGCAGAACUGGAAGAGGAAGCAAUUGCAGCUGAAGAAGCUGCGUUGCAAGCAGCUGCUGAUGCAGCAGCAGAAGCUGCUGCAAAUCAGUUGGCGGAAGAGGAAGCAGCCCUAAACCCCUCACCACCCGAUGGAGUGGUGAAGAGUCCAUCCGGCUCUUCGGUUAGGUCUUAUGAGCUAUUUGUGGGACAGGAGAAGAUGAUGGAUGAACGGGACAUGAAAGAACGAGCUAGCAUCAAAAGUGAAAAUGGAGAAAGCUCAGAAUCAAGGUCACACAUGAAUGGCAAAGUAAGGAAGGCCAGCCUAAGUCUUCCUGGUUCUCCAUUUAACAUUCGGCGUGCAAGCCGGGGAAGUCAGUACAGCGUCAGCUGGCGUAAUGGCCGUCGCUAUGGUGACAGAAAACCUCUGGUCCUGAACACCUACAAAGAUGCUCAGGAGCACCUGCCGUAUGCAGAUGACAGCAAGGCCGUAACUCCUAUGUCAGAGGAGGAUGGAGCUAUUGUGAUCCCUGUUCACUACACUAACUUAAAUUCAAGGCACUCUAGCUAUACAUCUCACUUAUCCAGAAUAUCAUACACAUCUCAUGUAGAUGUUUAUAGCCGGGGUUUGACAAAGGAGGACCAGCUACGGUCACGCUCAAGAAACUUGCAAGGCCUUUAUUUUGAGGAUUCUCCUGACUCAGAUGAAUGUAUAUUAUCCAAAAAGCCCACAGAUAGUCCAUUUUCAGAUCCCCAUAUACAAACAGUUGUAGAUAUGAAAGAUCUCAUGGUUGUAAAUGACAUCAUCGAACAGGCAGCUGGAAGACAGAGUAAAGAUAGUGAGAGAGUAUCCGUUUAUUAUUUUCCUACAGAAAGAGAGGAUGAGGAUAGACCUAGAUUCAAGGAGCGCUGUUUGGCGAGUUGUUUGAAAUGCUUAGAUGUCUUCUGCGUAUGGGACUGUUGCGAAUGCUGGGUUCGCUUUCAAGAAUUUAUCUCACUAAUAGUCUUCGAUGCUUUCAUGGAGCUCUUCAUCACUCUUUGUAUAGUCGUGAAUACCCUCUUCAUGGCUAUGGAUCACCACGACAUGGAUCCGGAUUUCGAACAAUUCCUCCGUUAUGGAAACUAUUUCUUUACAGCUACUUUUGCAGUAGAAGCUGGCCUCAAAUUAAUAACAUUAAGCCCAAAAUAUUAUUUCCGGGAAGGUUGGAAUAUUUUUGAUUUCUUCAUAGUUGCCCUCUCUCUACUAGAGUUGGGAUUAGAAAAUGUUCAAGGUCUUUCAGUUCUCAGAUCAUUUCGUUUGCUUAGAGUUUUUAAAUUAGCAAAAUCAUGGCCUACGUUGAAUCUUCUCAUUUCAAUUAUGGGAAAAACCAUGGGAGCUUUAGGAAACUUGACAUUUGUUUUAGGAAUCAUUAUCUUUAUUUUUGCUGUGAUGGGUAUGCAACUGUUUGGAAAGAAUUAUGAUGAAAAGAAACAUUUAUUUCCUCAUGGGAUAGUUCCUAAUUGGAAUUUUAGGGACUUUAUGCAUUCAUUUAUGAUUGUUUUUCGUGUUUUGUGCGGUGAAUGGAUAGAAUCUAUGUGGGACUGUCUGCUUGUGAGUGGGUCCAUGUGUAUUCCUUUUUUUCUAUCAACUGUGGUAAUCGGCAACCUUGUGGUGCUGAACUUGUUCCUUGCCUUGUUACUGUCCUCCUUUGGUGCCUCUAAUCUAUCUCAAGCUCCUUCAGAUACAGCGGAUACAAAAAAGCUACAAGAAGCAAUAGACCGUUUUUCUAGAGCUAGCAAUUGGGUUAAAAAUUUAAUAUUUCGAAUUUUAAAGUCUGUCCGGGCCAAACUUACCAAUCAGAUUGCCGAUCAAGCGACAGAUAGGAGAGAUGAUCUGCCUGAUGAUCCUAUUGCAGGUGAGUUUAUCGCAGAUGGACAAUUGCCUAUGAUGGAAAAGUUUUCUAAACAUGUUAAAGAUCUAGAAGUUGUUAUAGGGGAUGAAAUGGAAAUUUCUAUACAAGGGAAUGGACAGGCCAUUCAAAUGAAAGAUUCAAAUAAUUCUAUGCGGCCAACAAUGAAUUGUGUACCUCUAGGCACUAAAAUUGAACUUUUAUCUGCAAAAUCAAACAAGGAAAAGGAAAGUGAAAUAACUGGGAAUAACAAAGUCCAUCCAUUAAAUGAAGAUGAAAACAAAUCUGACAUCUUCGAAAAAGGCUUGGUUGUAGCUAAAAUCCCAAAAGAAGCAAGUGAUUUGUCUCUUAUGGAUAGUGGUGAAGAAAAGAAGGACAGCAGUAAGGAGGACAAACCAGCAACGGGUGAAUAUGAUACGGAUGGUGAUCUAGUGGAUGACAUGGAUACAGAUAAGAUAGAAAUCACGACCGAAGAUGUCAUUGAAUCAGAAUAUCCUGCAGAUUGUUGUCCUGAUUGCUGUUACGUUCGUUUCCCAUUCUGCUUGGGGGAUGAGUCCCCAAGGUGGCUUCAGUGGAAGGAAGCACGAAGAAGAAGUUAUAAUUUAGUUGAACAUAAAUAUUUUGAAACUCUUAUUAUUACAAUGAUUCUCAUUAGUAGUUUAGCUUUGGCUGCUGAAGAUGUUAAUCUGAAGGAGAGGCCAUGGCUUAAAGAUAUUUUGCAAUAUAUGGACAAAACGUUCACAGUUCUUUUUCUUUUUGAAAUGUUGCUCAAAUGGCUGGCAUUUGGUUUUAAAAAAUAUUUUACUAAUGCUUGGUGCUGGCUAGAUUUUGUCAUAGUUUUGGUUUCCAUGUUUAAUCUGGCGGUGGGGUUAGCUGGCUAUGCCAACAUUCCUGCAUUUAAAACAAUGCGUACUCUACGAGCCCUCCGCCCUCUGCGUGCAAUGUCACGUUUAGAGGGGAUGAGAGUGGUGGUCAAUGCCUUGGUCCAAGCCAUCCCAGCCAUUUUCAACGUACUUCUAGUGUGCCUCAUUUUUUGGUUAAUAUUUGCAAUCAUGGGUGUUCAACUGUUAUCAGGAAAGUUUUUUUCUUGCAAAGAUGAAGAAGGAACUGUAGUUAAUAUAACAAUUGCAGCUAAUAAAACUGAAUGUCAAGCUCAAAAUAUGUCCUGGACCAAUCCUAAGAUUAAUUUUGACAAUGUGCUGAAUGCUUACUUAGCCCUGUUUCAAGUGGCAACUUUUAAAGGUUGGAUUGAUAUCAUGAAUUCUGCUAUCGAUUCAACCGGGGUUGAUCAACAACCGCAGCCCGAAUACACAAUAUAUAUGUAUUUUUAUUUUGUUCUCUUCAUUAUCUUCGGCUCAUUCUUCACACUUAAUCUAUUUAUUGGAGUAAUUAUUGACAAUUUUAAUGAGCAAAAAAGAAAGGCAGGGGGAUCUUUAGAAAUGUUCAUGACUGAAGAUCAAAAGAAGUACUACAAUGCAAUGAAGAAGAUGGGGUCCAAAAAGCCAGCCAAAGCAAUCCCUCGUCCCCAGUUCAAACUGCAAGCUGUUGUAUUUGACCUCACUACUAAUAAAAAAUUCGAUAUGGCCAUCAUGAUAUUCAUCUGCCUAAAUAUGACUGUGAUGGCAAUGGAUCAUUACCAGCCAACCGAUCUUUUUGACACCAUCCUCGAGCGCCUCAAUAUUUUUUUCAUCGCUAUUUUUACUGCCGAAUGUGUGCUCAAGAUUUUUGCCCUUCGUAUGUAUUAUUUUAAAGAGCCCUGGAAUGUCUUCGAUUUUGUUGUAGUCACUUUAUCUAUACUAGGUAUUGUUCUAAAAGAUUUAAUAGCAAAGUAUUUUGUUUCUCCUACUCUUCUUCGAGUAGUUCGUGUUGUAAAAGUUGGACGUGUUCUUCGAUUAGUUAAAGGUGCGAGAGGAAUCCGAACGCUGUUAUUUGCCCUUGCCAUGUCACUUCCCGCCCUUUUCAACAUUUGCCUUUUACUUUUCCUCGUCAUGUUCAUCUAUGCCAUCUUUGGAAUGUCUUUCUUUAUGACUGUGAAGCAUCGAGGUGGAGUUGAUGAGAACUUCAACUUCGAGACAUUUGGGCAAUCUAUGAUACUUUUAUUUCAAAUGUCGACUUCUGCCGGCUGGGACGGAGUGUUGGCAGCCAUCAUGGAAGAGGAUGACUGCGAUCCUCCGAAUCCGAAAAUAGAUUUAGAAGGUAAUUGUGGUAGCAGGAACAUUGCUGUUGCUUACCUUGUUUCAUACCUCAUCAUUAGCUUUCUAAUCAUAAUUAACAUGUACAUUGCUGUAAUAUUGGAAAAUUACAGUCAAGCCACAGAAGACGUUCAAGAAGGCUUGACUGACGAUGACUAUGAUAUGUAUUACGAGAUAUGGCAGAACUUCGAUCCAGAUGGAACUCAGUUUAUUAGGUACUCGGCUCUGAGCACAUUCUUAGACUCACUCGAAGAACCACUUCAGAUACCUAAGCCGAAUAAGUACAAAAUAAUUAGUAUGGAUAUUCCUAUUUGUGAAGGUGAUAUGGUGUUUUGUGUUGAUAUCCUCGAUGCUUUGACGAAAGACUUCUUCUCGAGGAAAGGCAAUAUCAUCGAAGAAACUGCGGAACUAGAGGUAGUAAUACCUAAAGAAAGAGAAGGCUAUAAGCCCAUCAGUAGUACGAUGACGAGACAGCGAGAAAUAUAUAGUGCGCGUAUCAUACAACUUGCUUGGAGGAGGUACAAAGGACGAAUUGGUGAUGGCGAACCUCGUCAACAACAGACUGCAAUAGUUGUUGAAAGUGAUGGGCACAUGACAAAGAAUGGUCAUAAAGUUGUUAUCCAUUCUAGGUCACCCAGUGUCACCAGCAGAUCGACUGACGUGUGAUAAAAAGAGAAAUGAACAUUUUUUCUCUGCUUUUGAAAGUGCUUGUUGGUGACCGACUGCUAAGUAUAUCUGCUUCAAGCCUAUAUUUUUAUAUCCUUUACGCAGAGGUUGAAGAAUAGCAUUGCACGUGGCUUCUGUGCUUAUAGUUUGAAACUGGGUUUUAAGUUUGAGAUAGAUUAUUUUACAUUGAAACACAUUUUUCAGAGAGUAUUAAAUUGUGAAAGUCCAUUUGACCCUCGUAAAUGGAUGCAUAAUGAUUUCUAUAUACCUCGGUUAACAAUCAAUUGUUCUAAAGUCUUCGUCUAUUUGGCUUAUUUAUAAUAACAGGAAAAAAAAUUGUAUGUUUAACUUAUGUAAAAGUUGCUAUGAUCAGCAUUUGUUACUUGUUAAAUUUUUUAAAAAUUGCUAUUAGUAGAUGUUUAUAAUGGUUGGUAAAGUCAGCUUGCAAUGCCCGGUGUACCAUCUUCAAGGUUUAUACACUAACCGCUGCUGACAAGAAUAACAAAAAGCAUUUAUAUAUUGUGGGUUUUUUUUUUAUGGGGGUGUAUUGUUUGAUGCAUUAACAUCAAACCCUGUGUACAUUUGAAGACGCUCUUUUCUAAGGAUAAGUCGCCAAGAUAGGUAAUAAUUAAAACUAUUGAAUAGAAUUAUUUGUUGAUUGCUUAGAAAGUUUUACUAAAUAUAAGUGACCAAAAGAAAUAUUUGUACAAAGGGCUUCAAAACAUUAAUUGUUAAAAAUCAUCAUUCUAUGGCGAAUCAUUCCCCUAAUGCACUAUUUUUGUCCUUUCACUUGUAUAAGUUGAAAAUUUAUAUAUUUUCAAACUAAUAAAAUUAUUUAUAAAUGCUAUAUACAAAGUAUAAAGUUUUGACUUUUCAAUCACUAAUAUCACUUUACUGAAUUAUCGACUUUAUUUUAUAAAGAGAGAAAAAAAAAUAUCAUGAUUUGUGAUAUUUGCUAUCUAUGUACUAUGGGAGCUAAAAAUCUUCAAAUAUUUUACUGUACAUAAUAUUAUUUGAGAGAAAAACAAAAUUUAAAGCUUAAAUUUAUAAAGAGUGUACAUCUUAAUUAGUAAUCUAAAUUUAUUUCAUGUCAUGUUUUUACACGAAGCUUAUAUAGCAAGCAAUUGCUGAUAUUUUAUGGAAUUCGAAUAAGCUUUUCAUCAUUGGGCAUUGCACUAAUAUAUUAGUCACUACUAAAAAAAAGUCUAGUCCUUAGAGACAGCAUCAUUUUCACAUAGAUUUUUGCGGCUGAAAAAUAAGCGGUUAACUAGUGCUUUUACAUCCAGUUUGUGAUGCAGUCAACUUUUCUGUUUUCUUUAUCAACUUUUGUACUUCAUGCAAUUAAGCGUUUAUGACUUUUAUUGAACACUGUUUCUAAUCACUGUUCAUAAUCAGAUUUUACCUUUUUUUAAUUUAAAACGGCACCCUUGUACAUCGCUUUACCAAUUGUAAAUAUAUAAUACAUUUUUCUUACCAAGCAAUUGAUUAAAAAAAGUAUUUUUCUUAAAAUCUUUUUUGGAAA